This is a messenger RNA of Corticium candelabrum, 1145 nucleotides long. Its product is annotated as interferon-related developmental regulator 2-like. The record is from RefSeq and is a predicted model, not a curated record. The coding region runs from base 40 to 1059 and encodes 339 amino acids. The transcript has 11 exons. Lineage: Eukaryota; Metazoa; Porifera; Homoscleromorpha; Homosclerophorida; Plakinidae.
CCGACAGGCCAUUGCGACACCGUCCAGCGAGACACACGCAUGCGUCGGUGUAAAAAGUGUGCACCACAGUCCACACCGAGAUCUAGACUGCUACUGCGGUACCCCAUGCCACCUAAACGAAGGAAAGGUCGCCAAGUAUUUGUCUUAGAAGAACCAACAAGCACAGAAAGUGAUGAUGCAGCUAGUGUGGGAACUUCAGCUGGAGAGGGUAGUAUAGUUGAAGAUUUAGCUGGUGAUGACGAUGAGCAUGAUGCUGAUGCUGAUGCCAUUAGUCAGGAAGAUUUAGAAUUUCGAUUGUCUCAACACAUUGACAACAUGUCUGAUAAGAAUGUAAAGAAUCGAGAGACUGCCUUAGUUUUAGUCCAAAAAUUGCUCACAAAGAAGAUGUUUGGUGAUUUUCUGGAGGGAAGGAGAGAGAGUCUUUUACACAAUAUUGAAUUCUGCUUCAAGAAAGGUCGACUAUCUGAUGUAACACUAGCUGCUCCAGUUGCUGCACUACUUUGUAUUCAGCUUGGUGCUGGAGAAGAAUCAGAAGAAGUACUAACAGUUGUAAGACCUCUGCUAUGUAUGUUUGUUCAAGACAAACACCUCCCUGUGACAGUUCGUGCAAAUUGUGCAGAUGCUCUAGCUCUUAUUACAUUUAUUGCUUGUGAAGACAUUGGUCUUCUCAGUGAGGUCAUGGUCUUAAUGGAGCUGUUAUUUACACCAAAUGGAUCACAUAGUGCUGACUUGCAAUCUCAUGCUCUGGUGUCUUGGUGUCUGCUGUUGUCAAUUCUACCAGCAAGAAACUUUGAGUCAGUCAUAGACAGAAUACUACCUGUUGUUGUCAAGUUGUUGAGCUCUUCUGAUGUAUCACUUCGAAUUGCGGCAGGAGAAGCUGUGGCAUUGCUGUACGAAUUAGCAAGAGGGAAUGAUGAGGAUUUUGAACCUGAGAUAGAAGAAGAAUUGAUAGAGCAGCUUCAGUCUCUAGCUAGAGACAGUUCAAAAUAUCGCUCAAAGAAGGACAAGAAACAGCAACGGUCUUGUUUUCGUGAUGUUUUACGCACAGUAGAGGUAUAAAUGAAUUUGCAUCUUGUCAUGUCCUUAGUUGCUACCCCAUUUACUGCUGUUGGUGUACUUUUCAAUUUUAGUCAUUCCUGUCAACA